Messenger RNA from Cryptotermes secundus, 1290 nucleotides. Its product is annotated as charged multivesicular body protein 6-A. Gene Ontology annotation, biological process: vesicle budding from membrane; late endosome to vacuole transport via multivesicular body sorting pathway. The transcript is spliced from 6 exons. The record is from RefSeq and is a predicted model, not a curated record. Gene Ontology annotation, cellular component: ESCRT III complex; multivesicular body. The coding region runs from base 158 to 787 and encodes 209 amino acids. Lineage: Eukaryota; Metazoa; Arthropoda; Insecta; Blattodea; Kalotermitidae.
UCACAUGGUUCACAUGUUGACUGUCAAUCAGCUGUUCAGGUUGGGUGUAGUAAAGAUGUGCAUGUGAAUUAUACUGUGCUUAGCAAAGAAGUGUGCGACUUAAUACAGCUUCUGUGACAUAAACAAUUUCAUAUAAGUAUAAACUGUCCAAUUUGAAAUGGGGAUCUUAUUUGGUAAAAGUAAGAAGCCACAGAGUAGGGUUACAGAAUACGACAGAGCUGUUUUGCAACUCAAGCAACAGAGAGAUAAAAUAAAGCAAUAUCAGAAGAGAAUAGAACAAACUCUGGAAAAAGAUAGACAACUUGCACGGAAACUACUGCAAGAUGGAAAGAAAGAUCGUGCGAAGUUACUGCUGAGGAAAAAGAGAUACCAAGAGCAAAUUCUUCAAAAGACUGAUGGUCAGCUGGAGAACUUGGAGCGGCUUGUACACGACAUAGAAUUUUCCCGAAUUGAGAUGCAGGUUAUAGAUGGGCUGAAGGUUGGCAAUGAAGCUCUGAAGAAAAUUCAUGAAGUUCUGAAUGUUGAUGAAGUGGAAAGGAUUCUGGAAGAAACAAGAGAAGGAAUAGAGAAGCAGAGGGAAAUUGAUGACCUGUUGGUUGGAGUGCUCACCCCUGAUGAUGAGGAGGCAGUGGAAGGAGAACUGGAGAGGAUCAUCCAAGCCGAGAUGCCAGACGUUCCUGAGGAGGAACCUCUUGCAGCUGAACCAGCAUUGCCAGAUGUGCCUUCUGAACCAGAGAAAGCAAGAGAGGGACGCAGAAAAGAGAAGGUUGCACUUGAAGUGGCUUGAUACAUCAUGAGUGGGCUUCACGGAUUGAAGUGAUGUGGUUGUUGCAUAUGAUGCUUUGUAUGAGUUCUGGUUUUGAGGUGCAGUAUUGUCACAGCUGAAGUCGGGACUGUGCGUUUAUAGACGGUGACGCUGUUUAAAGCCUUUUCUAAGUACUGUACCUUGUGAAUGCACUUUGGGCAUGUUGUUUGUUAUGUUUGUAACUUCUACUGUUGUGCAUAAUGCAGUGAUGAUGUUUGAAGUUACAAUUUUGUAAUAUUUGAUUUGUAUUAAAAAAGUGCAUAUUCUUGCCAAAUGUAAACACUGGCAUGGCUACGGAUAAAUGAAACUGUACAGCAAAAUUUAUGAAGUGGGAGUGUAAGAAGAUCCCAUUCAUUGUAGGCUCUAUAUUUCUUAAGGCCUUUGGAAGUAGCAGGUGUACCAGUGUACAAGAAUAUGGGCACACUAAGAUGGCAUUAUUCAAUAUUUAAAAACAAUAAUAAAGCAGAUGAUUUUGAAAUCACUAA